This is a messenger RNA of Neoarius graeffei (lesser salmon catfish), 1902 nucleotides long. Its product is annotated as glutathione peroxidase 2-like. The record is from RefSeq and is a predicted model, not a curated record. NCBI's taxonomy places the organism in Eukaryota, Metazoa, Chordata, Actinopteri, Siluriformes, Ariidae. Gene Ontology annotation, biological process: response to oxidative stress. The transcript has 2 exons. Gene Ontology annotation, molecular function: glutathione peroxidase activity.
GGGUGGCACAUGUUAAGGAGCUGAAACUCCUAAACCCUUCAUCCAAUUUUAAUGUGGAUACCCUCAAAUGAAAGCUGAAAGUCUGGACUUUAUGUCCAUGUCCAUUAUAUAACUAUAACUUGAAUAUGUUUCAGUAAACAGGUAAAAAAACAAAAUUUGUGUGAGUGUCCAAAUAUAUAUGGACCUAACUGUACCUUUUUGUCCCUAAAAAGGAAUGCGUAGUUACCUUGAGGUCCAAUAAUAAACCCUAGGGGGUACAUUAGUGUAGAUUGUACCUUGGGGGACAGAAAUGGACUCCUGCUGUACCCCUAUUUCUGACCGUGUAAUCACUACCCGUUCCUAUUAAGACCGUUUUACGAACAUUCCCUCAGACCAUACUGCCCCGUUGACCAGUUUGUUGUCAGACACACAUUCGAUUAAACUGGAUUUUGUGUAGGUUUUAGGAAGCUUAGCUCUCUGGCAGAUUAGGAGCGCCACUGAAUUACAGAUUCCACGUAACAGAAUCAGAAUUCGGGCCACGUUCCACUGAAGGCGAUUAGAUUGAACAGUUAUAUAUUUUUAAUGAGGUGAGAACGUAGGCAAUGACUUGCUGAAUGUUUAAUGGCUCAGAAGUAGAUUCAGUCUCCAAAGCCACUGAGAGUUUAUUACAGUCUGCUGUAUAGAAAACCAUAUAACUUCCUUUUUCACCAUGGGAAAACAGGAUUUAGGAAAUCCCUGUCCAUGUAAACAGAACACUAGAACAACUGAGAACUGUCUAGUGUGCGUCAGUAAUUGCUUGUUGAAUUGUAGUUAAUUCCCUGUAUAUUUUCUACCCUAUUUUCCCUCUUGUUUUUGGAAAACAUCUUGGAGACCAAAAUUGUUUGUUUUUCGUAAUUUAUUCCAUAAACAGGGCUGUCUGAACGUGUAUAAAAACUGGUGCAGGUUUAGAUGAUAGAUUAUAACCUGAGAUGGCCUACUUUGGUCUUUUCACCACAUAGAUGUAUCACUUGCAUAUCAACUUCCCUCCAAGUCAUUUGACACCCAGGCUUUAUAACUGAAACCGGGCACCCAGGAUGACUUGCAUGUCAGUUAGGAAGCAGACACGCAUCAGGUGGACACCAAACGCGGACCAUGACUUUCAUAGCCAAGACGUUUUAUGACCUGCGUGCUACCACGCUGGAAGGGGAAUCGAUCGAUUUUAAUGUCUACCGAGGCCGAGUGGUGCUUAUCGAGAAUGUGGCAUCACUAUGAGGCACCACCACCCGGGACUACAGCCAGCUCAGCCAGCUCCAGAGCAGGUACCCGCACCGGCUGGUGGUCCUGGCCUUCCCCUGUAAUCAGUUUGGCUACCAGGAAAACUGCAGAAACGGAGAGAUCCUGAACUCCCUGAAACAUGUACGACCAGGUGGAGGGUACGAGCCUUCGUUCACCAUUUUUGAGAAGUGCGACGUGAACGGGGCUAACACACAUCCCGUCUUCGCCUACCUGAAAGACAAACUUCCUUACCCCGACGAUGAUCCAGUCUCUCUUAUUCAGGACCCCAAGUUCUUAGUGUGGAGUCCCAUCAGCAGAACUGAUAUCUCAUGGAAUUUCGAGAAGUUCCUGAUUGGCCCAGAAGGCGAGCCGUUCAAGAGAUACAGCAAGAACUUUGAGACCAUUAACAUAGAACCUGACAUUCAGAGGUUAUUGAGGCUGACCAAAAACUAAAGACCGGCGCCUCAGAAUGUAUUUAAUUUUAUUGUAGGUACCACUGUGCCCUCCUCCUCUACAUUUUUCUUAUUUUACUUAAUGAAGUUGAUGCUCUAAACUAACGUAGGGAGUAUUAACUGAGGUGGUGUAAAUAUAAAAAAAGACAUGUAGAGGAUGCUGACAGAGAUGUACUGAAAGGAAUUCUUUAAUAAAAAAAAAAUGUCAAACUUGUAA